Osmerus eperlanus (European smelt) is the source of this 2694-nucleotide messenger RNA. RefSeq names its product nudix (nucleoside diphosphate linked moiety X)-type motif 22 (gene nudt22). The transcript has 6 exons. Gene Ontology annotation, molecular function: GDP-mannose hydrolase activity. Bases 510 to 1820 code for a protein of 436 amino acids. The record is from RefSeq and is a predicted model, not a curated record. NCBI's taxonomy places the organism in Eukaryota, Metazoa, Chordata, Actinopteri, Osmeriformes, Osmeridae.
ACUUCCGUAUUGUUCAAACAAACUUGCCGCUAACAUGGUCGGGUCCCAAUGUUCUUGACUCCGUAGAAAGCUUGAGCUCAGUGUUAAGUAAGCAAACGGUAUGAUCCGUAAUUUUCUUACAUUAAAACUGGCAGUAGGUAGCAGACUACAGACAGAUUGUAGGCUAACUAGCUAGCAAUGUAACUAGCUGAUUGAGAUUAAGCAAGCUAGUGCUAAAGCUAUUAGAGCUCAUGUUAAACCUCCUGCCACAGCUUGCCAGUAAUGUAGCUAGGCGAAUGAAUUCGGUUUACGUUAGCUGUUCCGUGUUUUGUGAUUGACACAUCCCUCGAAUUUUGUAUACAUCUGUCAAUUUCUAACAUUAUCAAAACACUCAAUGAUCAAGUUGCAGCUUAGUUGGUUGCUAAAUUCUGCUCAGAUCACCUUUUUCCUGGUUGUCACGUGGUAUGGUCUAAAAUGAAUCGAAUACGAUUUUAGUGGACUAAAGGCAAGGUAGGGAACCACUAUACGCAAUGGAUCCUGAGGUGUCUGUGUUGCUUCACUGCGCAGAUUGGAGAGGACUUGUAAAAUCCCAGGUGCACGUGGAGCUCUCUGAAAGAUUUAAUCGUCAGACAGACCCAGUUCUAGAGCAAAACAUAGAUGAGGUGUGGAAGGAGAGAAUAAUCAACGAACCAUGGCUUUUCAACGGGGCCAAAUUCCGACUGCACUCUUUAACCCUGACACCGCCCCCUUCUCUUUUACCCCAAGCAACGCCCCCCACUGCACCUCAAACACUUUGCAAAGGUAGAUGUGGGGACGCAGGUGGUGGAGAUUCUCCUACUUGGAUGAAGAAAGGCUGUUUGUGUGACAAAGACAGAUGUUUGCCUGCAAUUUCUGCGUUUGAUGCCCAACUAAACUCAAGCUGUGGAAGAGUAAGAGACCACAUUGACCAGUCAGGACACACAGACAGAGGUCCAAGCUGUGGGGUGAAUGAAAUAGAAACACGAACCUCCACUCAAACCACAGAUUUCAAUGCAGGAGAACCAAGAGUAUGUAACAUGUUUGGGACUAAGCUCCAGCCCCAACUUCAACCCGGCCCAGAGAGAGACACAUGCAGAAAGAACAAGGCUCUACUGACACUGAGGUUGGGGCUGACCUGCUACAAGGACUUCCUGGGCACCAACUGGUCUCAAAAGGCAGGGGAACUGCGCCGGCGUGGGGAGACCGAGUUUGGGGAUCCGCUGGCUCUAUUGGCUCAACCGCUGGGGGUGGGUGGAGUUUUGUGCACCCGUGACGGACAGGUGGUGCUGAUCAGACGAAGCCAGAGAGUGGCAGAGGCAGGAGGGCUCCUGGACAUUCCUGGGGGGCACCCCGAACCAAAGGCAGUGUGUGAGGGUGUGUGUGUGCGAGAGGACAAGAUCAGUGUGGAGCUGCUGCAGAAAAGAGAGGAGGCUGUGGUCACAGAGCUGUUUUCCUCUGUGUGCACAGAGAUCAGAGACGAGGUGAAUGUUCCCAUGGGUUCUUUAGGAGAACCAGUGCUCAUGGGUGUGGCUCUGAAUCAUACUAGCUCUGGGAGACCCAGUGCAGAAUUCUACAUAAGAUGUUCACUAAGCUCAGCAGAGAUCCGAGAGCUGUACUGGCAGGGAGGGACUGAGGCCCAUGAGUCUACAGACAUUGUUUUCCUGAGCCAAACGGAUCUUCUACAGUUGGACAAGAGCUCCCCCCUCUGGUCAGAGUUGUGUCCAUCAGCCAAGGGUGCAGUGGUGCUCUAUCAAUUGGUGCUGCCUGACCAUGAAGCAGACAGCACUAAACCAACACAGAGUCCAUCCACUUCAACAAGCUAGCAAGAUGACUAAAAACAAAUAUUCCUUGCAAAUUUAUGGGGCUAUACCAAAGCUUGUUUUUUAAAAGGUGGUCAUAUGAAGACCGGCCACUAAUGUUCUAACCAAAGGGUAACAGUGUUCGAGUAAAUAUAUUUUUAAUGUGUGGCAGAUAUUUAUUCAAAAGACAAUAGUUUUUUAUUAUUAUUGGAUAAUACAAACAGGGUUCAAACAUAUAUGUCAAUAAACAAUAUGAAACAAAAUGGUUCAACAAUCAACAUUUAAUCUCUUCACUUCAGGUUCUUAGUUCCGCUUUAUAUGUGUUUCAUUACAAUUACUUGACUCAAGGUUCAGAGUUUAAAGCUUAGGAUAACAACCUAUCUAUCCUUUAUCCCCCUGGCACUCAUCCUUUACAUCACACACACAAACUUCAACUUUGAUACAUCAAAGCCAAGUUGGCAUUACAUCUGCAGGACAACUUCAGUGCUACAGAUGCCCUGCAAGCAGUUGCCUCCACACAAACAGCUUCAUACAUAGAACCCUCAUUAGAGGAAGAGAAUUAUUUAUCUGUUACAAUAGCACAUUCACAUGCAGCUGCUCACACAGUGAGCCUGUUUUCAGAUGGCUCCAUGCACAUGGACGACAUUCUUCCCAAUGAAGGCCCUCUCAGUACAUGUCAAAAUCAACACAAUAGUAAACAAUGUUUUAACUCUUUACCUGUAAACAAACAUGCAUAUUUAUAUGUGAGGUGUCCUAUUGUUGAACACAGCAGAUUUGAACAUACAUAAUGAACUUUAGCUUAUCGGUUGCUGUUAUGUUAAGAAAGUCAUUUGUUUUGAAAGCCAGGAUGCUUUUAUGUAUUCAACACAGUGAAAUAACUUUGUCAUGAAAUAUAGAU